AGAGCUCAGUGUUAUAAAGCACCAUUACAGGGACACGAACAUACGCACAAUGAGGAACUUCACCUUGAUAACAGUUUUACUUCUCUGCUGCCUCAGCUGGAUCUCUGUCUCAGGUUCAGAGUUUCACACUGUGGAGGUUCAGCCUGGUGAAGAUGUCACAAUGCUGUGCUCCAACUUUUCCAGUGUUCCCACUCAGACAACCUGGUACAAACUGGUCAAAAGUUCACAGCCUCACUGUGUCUCCUCUAUGUUCAGUUCUACUGACUCUGCUUCACACUGUGAUGGAUUUAAAAGUGGAAAAUUUGAAAUGAGCUCCAACAACUCUUCUGUCUUUCUCAAAAUCAAACAAGUGGAUUUAUCUGACUCUGGACUGUAUUUCUGUGGAUUUUACAUUACCAAAAACCUGGUUAUUGUCGAUGCAACGUUUUUAGAGGUUCAAGAAGUGUUGGAUGGAAUAAUGAAGCCGAUGAGUGUGAUCCUGGGCGGUCUGACUGUUUUCCUUGUUCUGGUCGUCAUCUGUCUGACUGUUAAAAUCAAAAAGCUUCAGAAAGCUCAUAUUGGAGAACAGAAUCCACAACAGACAGAGAGUCCGGUCUCAGCUGAACUGAACUAUGCAGCGGUGACUUUUCUUCCAAAACCACAAAGAAACCACAGGCCUGAUUCAGAAGUAACAGUGGAGACAAAUGCUAUUUAUUCAGCCCCCAGAUUCACUCAGGAAGCACCUGGAACAGCAGCAGUGUGAUUGGCGGGUGCACCAACAUUGUCAAAAAGUCUGACUUUAUCACAGAGAUCCAUGUAAAAUGUACAACAUUCUUACUCAUGCUGAUUUUUGAUCCUAUUUCAUACUUGCUCUCCAUGUCAGUCUGACAGCAGAGGAAUUAGAUAGAUUAGAUAUUCCUUUAUUUGUCCCACAAUGGGGAAAAGAUGACUGUCUACAUUAUCUUAUAGCAAUUUAGAUGGAGGUCUGCAAAAUCUAACAACCAAACAAAAUACAGCUAAAUUAAAUACUCAGGACCUACUAACUAGCUAAACAUCCGCAGCACAUCACUUGUUUGACAGGAAGAGAUGGCACAGUGCGGUUUGAACACAACUGAGGGGAAAGUCAUGAGGGCUGUUUGAUCAAAGCUCUGCAAGAGUAAAAUCAGAAAAGAAGCAGAGAACAUUGGUUUACUGGCAUCUGUCACACAAAUAUCAGCUUCUACACACUGUAUGUAGCAUUGGAAAGACAGACGGACACUAUGGUACUGGGGAGGUAUCUGCACAGCCUCAUGAAAAACCAUCCACUCCACAGGCUGAAUGGGUUUAAGACAGAUCACAGCAGAACCACAGCAGCUACAGCUCCCAUCCAUCUCCUCUUAGGACCAAAACCAUUAUAUGUAAACAUUUGGUGUCUAAAUUAUACAGAUUUUCUGUCAAAAUACACAUUAUUAAAUGACAGAAGAAAGUGUGACAGGGGAUUCCAUACAUGUUGGAAUAGGUUGAAAAAACAAAUGGGAUGUUACAUUACCAUCAGCAUCACAAGUAUAAUAUUAGAAGUUACAUUUUUUAAGUCUAAAUGAAGCCUUAAUAUUUAGUUCCCUCCUUCGGUUGUGCUGACGGUCCUGAUUCAGUGUAUAGAGUAAAAUUCUGAUCUGAUCCGUGUUACAACUGCAAGACUACAGAGUGCUUUGCAUUCACUGAAAAACUCAGAAUAACUGGAGCUAAAGAAUAACUUAACAUAGAUUGUGUUUGAUCACACCAACAACAGGAUAAGCAUCAAACACUCUUCAAAGGCCGUUACAGAGCUUUAAAUAGCCACUGCAGUGGUUCAACAAUCUUAACAGCGAUAACAGCUUUACUCCUCUGCAGCCUCAGUAAGUACUGCUAUUGAAUUACUGUGCUGUCUAACUUUGUAACAAUCUGCUGCAUUUGGUAAUAAACAGCAUGAACUCAACAUGCAACACAUUUCUCUGUGUUUUGUAAUAAAUUGUUCCACGUAACCAGCCUAAAUGAAUGUCUUCAUACAUUUUAUAUUUUUAACAAUCAACCUAGAUUGAACUUUAAAAAACCCAAAUAAAAAAGACUCCUGUGACCUCCUA
Dicentrarchus labrax (European seabass) is the source of this 2078-nucleotide messenger RNA. RefSeq lists its product as uncharacterized. The record is from RefSeq and is a predicted model, not a curated record. Lineage: Eukaryota; Metazoa; Chordata; Actinopteri; Moronidae. The transcript is spliced from 5 exons. Bases 50 to 742 code for a protein of 230 amino acids. Gene Ontology annotation, biological process: response to bacterium.